This is a messenger RNA of Nilaparvata lugens (brown planthopper), 5747 nucleotides long. Its product is annotated as LHFPL tetraspan subfamily member 6 protein. Gene Ontology annotation, cellular component: membrane. NCBI's taxonomy places the organism in Eukaryota, Metazoa, Arthropoda, Insecta, Hemiptera, Delphacidae. The coding region runs from base 526 to 1134 and encodes 202 amino acids. The record is from RefSeq and is a predicted model, not a curated record. The transcript has 6 exons.
UGAUAAAAUGAUAUUGGAUUAGUGUCAAUCUAGUGCUUAGUUUCUGAGCAACAACGUCGUGAUGAGUUGAGAUUUGACCGAAGUUCAUGAAUAUUUUAGCCUAAAUUCAACAUUUAUAAUGCGUUUUAAACCGUAGAAUAUUUUUUCAAAGCAACAGAUAAAUUUGAAAUCAAUAUGGCAAUAGAAAGUUGCCAAGUUCUUCUUGCAAGCGUUUAGUUAACGAGACGAAAUUUCGGGUCCUGGAGUUGGCCACCCUGCGUGAAAGAUCAGCUGUGGGGUUGCCGUUGCCGGCUUCACGUCCACACGGCUCAGUGUUGUGCGUUGUACUGACUGUGUUGCAUCUCGUGGCAUCCAUCGUCCAGAUCCGAUUCAGUUAUCAACGAAGUUUGUUAUUCUAGUAAGAAGUGUCGGUGUGACUUUCCUUCAGAAUUUUAUCCAGACUACUACACUAUGUCCUGAGGAACUUUGUAAGAAUAUUAUUAUGAAUAAAGCUUGGUGAAACUGAGAAAUUUUUCUCAGGAAGGGAUGGCGACCUCUCUGACAGGAGUGGGCGUGGUUUGGGCACUUCUCUCAUUGGCAGCUGCUCUGCUAUGCUGUUCGGGAUUCUAUCUUCCAUUUUGGAUCCAGGGUAGACUACUGGGAAAAGUUGAUGCCUACUUUUCGUCUUUCAGAAGAUGCAACUAUCCUAGAGUAACUACGCAGGGCGUAGUCGAAAUAGUACACGAAUGUGGGCGGUAUUCAAGAUUCCGCGACAUUCCAUCAGUGUGGUGGCAGGCGAGCACAGUGCUGGUGGGAGCUGGCAGUGCAUUGAGCCUGCUGGUGGCAGUAACUGCCCUGGCUGCCUGCUGCAUCAGCUAUGUCGUACACACUGCCACUGCGCGCGCUGCCGGAUGCAUUCAGCUGCUGGCUGCUCUCCUAGUAUGUGGUGGUAUAGUAGUGUACCCAGUCGGCUGGGACAAUAGGGAAGUAAGAGACUGUUGUGGAAACGAGUCUCAUGUAUAUAAAUUAGGGACAUGCCAACUGUCGUGGUCGGCGUAUCUGAUAGGCGGAGCCGUCCUACUGCUGGUGCUCUGUUUUGGCAUGAGCUUCUGUGCGGCGCGAGGCAAAUCGCCCGCUGCCUCCUUCAGGUUCUGACCACACCUCUCCAACUAAGCCCGGCUGCCCAAUGGCCAGCAACCACAACACGAAAUGGUCACCAGAUUCUGACACCAACUCAUUCACAUUCACGUCAACUCAUUCUCCAACAAACAAUGAUAAACUCGCACCGCUGUACUGAAUUGGAUCGAAAUUGGGGGCAUGGAAGAUUCUUUAUAUAUAUAGUUGCGUACAGACUUAUGUGCCACGAACAUUUCGCUUUCCAUCAGCUGAUGCUAUGCUCACUUACAGAAACAGUACCGUAAGAUACAGAUAUAAUAAUCAUAGCAUCAGCUGAUGAAAGUGAAAUGUGCUGAUGAAAUACGCGUGUUCGUUGCGCUCUAGUCUGUAUGCACUUCAUGAUUCAUUGACUCUACACAGAUUUGUUGCAAAAUUUCUCUACAUUGAGUUGAAUGGGUAUUCCACCUUGACUCAUAAUAUUCAUAGAUUGACUAUUAUGUUGUCAUCAGUUGAUUAUGUCAUCAUUAUUAUCGAGUAUUGAUAGUGUUAUUCAGUGUUGUUAUCAGUUACUGGAUGUAAUUUAUAUGGAGAGUGUCAGAUUAUUAAACCAUGAGCUACGUUUACUCAGUUGUAAUAAAAUCUUAUUCUUAAUGUGGAGGUAAUUUAUAUCCACUAAAUAUUAAUCUGAUACAGGAUUAUAUUCUAUUGGAAUGCAUCUUAGAACAGUAUUAUGAAUUUUAGAAUCAAACGUCGAGAACAGGAUGAGAACUUAGUAUUGGAAUAAUGAAAAGAAAAUCAUUUCUGAAUUUAAACAAAAGUAUGUGAAAAUUCUAUUGGAUGGGAAAAUUCAUCUAGGCCUACUAAUGAUAGGAAUCCAAAUAUUCGCAUUGUUAUCGUCUUAUAUGACGGUAUAGUGAUGUGAAAGAAUAUUACAACUUUGAAAAAAAUUGCCAAUAUGUUUGUAAAUUAGGCCUAUCAUUGAAAUUUACCGCAAUAAUGUACAUCUCUUCUCAAUCAUUUUUCAAUAUGAUAUUGUUAGUGCAUCCCAACGAGACGAUAUUCUUCAAGCUAUAAGAAGCAUAAACAUAAGGGACAUCAUUGCAAAGUAACUUAUUUAUAACCUGAUUGUUUCCCAUGUAUGGAAAUAAUAAAAUCUACUACAGAAACUGUAUUACACCUAAUCAGUGAAAUUUAUUAUACAGUCUCUUCAUACUUAAAUAAGAAAAUUCUUCAUAAUAUUGCGAUUUUCAUCAUUGUGAAUGUGUGAAAAGUUUAUCAAAUUAUAGAAAAAUCCAUCAAGCUCACAACUAGAUACAUACAAAUUGAAAUCCAUCACAUUAAUAAAGAGCACUCGCAGUUUCUCGCCAAAUCUACACUGAUGUUGGGAGAGACCACAUUCUACAUGGAAUAUAAUGUUACAACAAUAUUAUCAUUUUUUAUUGAAAUUUCAAGUGACCUUAUUGAUAAUAGGAAUGCAUAAUAUUCCAAUCAUAAUCUUUGAAAAUGAACUGGACAUUGUGUUGUGGAACAGCCAUUGGAGCAAGGAUUUGCAUCCAUUACUAGAAUGCUUGGUAAUAUCAUCAUUGCUGAGCUUGGAGUAGUGGUGACUGAGUUGUACGAUAUCGUUGAGGGGAAUAAUUGUGUUUGUGUUCAUUGAUGUUUACUUCCUUGUGGAUGCUGGUUAAUAUUAGUUCGAGUCUUUAUAUCAAACACUCCAGCUUGCUGCAUGUAGUUUAUUACGAUUGAAAUUAUUGCAAUUAAUAUUGACUCUUAGAUACUACCAAACUUACACUAGCCAAAGUUUGACAGUCAUGAAGUUUCGGUAGGCCUACACUCAAAUGUAUGAAUUGAUUUUCACACUUGUCAACAGCAGAGUUAUGGGUAAGUCCAGAAUUUUAUUCAGUUUGCUCAAACAUGUUAUGAUUCCCAAAAUAAUGAGUUAGGCCUACCGUACUUGUUUUAUAUACAAUAAGAGAAAACAUUACCGUGUAUACUAUUAUCAAGCAUAGUUCCAUGUCAAAUAUGGAAGAUCUAAUAUUUAUUUUUCAUAUAUAAUAAUAUUAAUAAACCUAUAAUCAACUAAGUUCAUUUCCUUUCCCUUGUUUUAUCUAAUAUUAUUUUUAAUUAUUCCAAGAAAGCAUUGCAUCGUCAAAUGAGCUGAAAAUGCUUGGAUGCAGUUAAAAAAUUGAAAAUGAAGUCCAUAUUUAUAAAGAUCAAAAACAUUACAAUAUUGUCAAUAAAAUAUAGAAUGAAGUCGAUGUAAUUAUACGAUGUUGAAGAUUGAAAUAAAUAUGAUAUUGAAAUUAUUGAAAUGCUACAAUAGGUAUAUUAAUAUAACAGUUAUUGAACGGAAAUCGAAAUUUCCCUGAAGACUCCACCUGCCUUUACCCUCAAAUCUCAAUGUUGCAGUUGCAGGGGUAUCAGAGUAGCUGAUAUCAUGCGAUAUCAAUUUGAGUUUUCAUUUAUUAAUAUUUUUAUCGAUGGAAUAUAUAACUACAUAUAUAUUUUCAUAAUAUAAUGAUAGUUGACCUUCACAUCACUACUACUCCUUACCGCUAUAUUAUAUAGGUAACAUAUUUUCAUCAGCAAUGAUGAUAACAGCUCUUUCUAGGUAAAAUAGCUUACUUGUAUGGUGAAACCAUACAGCCAAGUGAUAAAAAUAAUUGUAUAUAAAUCGUCACCUUGCUCAUGUAAAUAGAAAUUUAGCCUGCAAAUUUCCCAUUGUAAAUACUGAUAAUAAUAGUUACUUGAAAUGUAUCGUAAUAUAAUAUUGUAUUAAUCGCAUUUCUGCCGGUGUAAAUAAUCGAUUCAGAGUAGCUAUUCACAUUAUGAAAUUUUUGCUGGGCAUUCAAAUUGAUUUGAAUAUUUAUUUCAAUUUCAAUUCCAUUGAUGUCAUGCAUUGUACAAUAAUACAAUAUUGACACAAGUCAAAUAUAUAGUAACAUUUACAUUGGUACAUUACAUUGUAAAAAUAUUAAGAUAUUAAAAUGACGAAAAUAACUCAAUACGAUGACAAGUUGACAAGAAUCACAUCAUUUUAAAAACCUCUCGAUUCAAAAAGUUCCAUUACACUGUAAAAGGAUUUUUCGAUCAGCCAGUCCUUCAACUUGUUCCUCAACAAAACUUCUGAUUCAAUUUCAGAUGUAACAGGUGGGAGAGAGUUUAAUAUUUUCCUGCUCAUGUGAUCAGGACUACCUUGGAAAAAAUACGUUCUAUGAGCAUUCCUAGACCUCGCGUUGUACCCGUGUAUAUCUGAUCCUCUAGCCAAGGAAGCUCUAUGUUUGAGUCGAUGUAGUGCAGCCUCGAGUAUGUAUAGACAGGGAAGGGGCAGAAUCCUUGCACUUUGAAACAGUGGCUUGCAAGGGGUUGUGGGAGGUUUCCCCAGCACCAUCCUGAGCACUCGCUUCUGUGCCUUGAAUACUCUGACAAUUCCAGUUGAUGAGUCACAAAAGAUCAAGCCGUAUGUCAGUAGCGGUUGAAAGUAUCCAUAAUAAGCCACGAAUACUUCUUUCUUGUUCAGACUCGUCAUUAAUCUUGAGAUAGCAAAUGUCGCCCUACUAAGUCGCUUAUGUACAUGAUAAUACCAAGUACCCACUGUAGGGUACUUAAUGUGCAUGCAUGCGGAUUUAUUUUGUUAUGAAUAAGUUGAUUAUAUAAUCAUCGAUUUUUCUCUCAGGGUCAUAUUAUAUAAAGUUGAUUCACGCAAUACCAGUAUGCAUAUAAUUAUAAGAUGUGCUUCAGAACAAUGCGUAUUAAUGUGAACUUUUUAUAACACAAAUGAACAGAUCAUUUGGUAAAUUUCAGUUUUUCAAGUGAAUGGAGUAGGCAGUGUUUUAUAAAUACGGUACAGUGAGUAUACUGAAAAUUCAAUAGAAAUUUGUAUUGAAUUCAUCAAUUUCGAUCUGGAUAAUGUAACUUAUAUCAUUCUAUUAUUGAUUGUAUUCGGUUCAUAUUCAAUUUUGAAUGCCCAAUCAAUUUCAUUACGAUGUAGCUUGCAAUUUUCGAGGAGUUAAUAAUUUGUUACAUAAGCAAAAUAUUUUUCUACAUUAGAAUACAUUUUUUAUAAUUGAGGCUUGCACUAAUUAGGAAGAUAAGUAUAUUUCGUGUUAUUCAAAGUGUAACGCAACUGGAUGUUAUUUUACUAUGUUUCAGUAUGGUAACUUGGAUUCAGCCUUCAUAGAAGGCAUUCGAAAAGGCACUAUUCUCAAUAAACCGCAACGUGUACUGCAUAAUGUAGCUUUAUUGAUGUGUUCAUUAUAUUGAUGUGUCACUUGUACUUAUACAGAAUAUCUAAUAAGAUAUUUUUUAGAAGAAUGAAAAGUCAGAUAUUUAUGUUUCUGUCAGCACUAUUUAUAAGUUCACCAAUAAUAUGAAGCUAUUCCAGAAUUGAAUAUUAUGUAUAGUACCGCAAUCAAAUAUUUUGUAUGUGAUUCUGACAAUUCAGAAUAUCCAUCGUACUUGUUUAUAAUAAAUAAGAACCAUGACACGUAAAUUCAAUUCAUUAAAAUAUUCCACGUUUAACUCUAUGAUUUGAAGUGAUAUAUUCAUGAAUAGUCUUGGAUGAGGAAUGAGUAUUUAUUUUUAAAUGUUGUUUUUAAUCUCAUAAGAGAAAAAUUUUUUGGAGAGAAUAAAUAUUGAGGUAUUUAUAAAUA